GACUCUGGUGGGGGACUCUGGUGUGUGGCCGACUGUGGGCGUAGGGGCACCUGGCAUCCCUGAGAUGACUGCCUUCGGGUCCUAAUCCCUCCCCGGCCAGAGGCCAGCUGUAGCCAACCCUGGCCUCCCCCGGGGGGCGGGCGGGUGGGGCGGGGCCGGGGGCGGGGCCUGGAGCUCUCUGACAGCCCGUCCUCUUCUCCCCGCCCUCCGCCCCGCCCCCCAGGAGAUCCGCAUGUUGAAGAAGGUCGUGUCUGUCCACCCGGGAGACGUGCUUAUCACCUCCUGCACAUACAACACGGAAGACAGGAAGCUGGCCACCGUGGGGGGCUUCGGGAUCCUGGAGGAGAUGUGCGUCAACUACGCGCACUACUACCCCCGGUCGCAGCUGGAGCUCUGCAAGAGUGCCGUGGACCCCGGCUUCCUGCAGAAGUUCUUCCACCUGGUGAACAGGUUCAACAGCGAGGAAGUCUGCACCUGCCCUCAGGCCUCUGUGCCCGAGCAGUUUGCCUCUGUGCCCUGGAACUCCUUCAGCCGCCAAGUGCUCGGGGCCCUGUACGGCUUCGCCCCCAUCUCCGUGCACUGCAACAAGUCCUCGGCCGUCCGCUUCCAGGGCGAGUGGGAUCGACAGCCCCUGCCUGAGAUCAUCUCCAAGCUGGAAGAGCCCUCCCCUCGCUGUGCAGCCAGCCGGCGCCAGAGCCCCGCCGGGCCCGCCGUGGUCAGCAUCGGUGAGGGCGAGGGCUGAGCUCAGGCCGUCUCUUCCACCCCGCCCCUGUGGGCUCACACCAGCUCUGUGCACCCCCUACUCUGCGAAGACCCCCGUUGAACAGCCGUGUGUGCCCUGGAUGAGGGGCUGCGCCAAGCCCCUGCUGGAAGCCCGGUGCAUUUAGCAUUCUCCCCCCCAGGGGCCCCCUGCAUGGCUGAGACAGCCCCGGGCCCGCUCCCUGUUGACACGCCCAGGACUGGGUGGACCGAGGCCUCUGCACGGCUUUGUGAUGUAACGUAAGGAUAACCCCCUCGGAGGUCUAGAGUCCAGCGCCCCGAAAGCCCUGUCAUCUCGCUGAGAGGGGCCGGCCUCCCGGGCCACGGGCCACACCUGGCUGGCAGGCUCGCCCAGGGUGGCCCUGCGUCCCUGGCCCCUGCUGAUGGCGGUUGUGUUGUGUGUGAUGGUGCGAGCGCUACUUAAACAUUUCCCUGCAGAGUGGCUCGUUUGUCACAGUGGGCGUCUCCCCUGCCGACGGAGGCAGGACAAGCCAUUUAGCUAGUUAGAGACUUGCCUGGGAAAUUCCUCCAUCGCAGGGUAAAUAGGUAUUUCCGCCCACCCAAAGGGAAACUAACAGCAAGUCCUGCCGCCACCCAAAGAGGCGACAGCAAUGAUCCAGGCUGGGGUCUGGGCGCCAGCUCCCUGGGAAACGAAAUGACUAGCCUGGGACGACUGCUCUCUGCAGCGGGACGGGCGUCUGACGGGGUGAGCGGGCCCUAGCAUCAGGCCUGUGUCGGGAGCCCCGCCCCCCGCCUGGGUCUUCUCUCCUGUGACCCAGGGCCAGUGCCGUGUGGGUUACUGAGAGAAUAAAUCUCACACGCGGGCCGGCCCCCAGCGACCGCUAACACGGGGUGGCGCUGCCCCCAGGGGAGAAAGCAUUGCCUGAACACCGCUCUGCCCGGCGCAGGGUCAGGCGCCCAGCCCGGGGUGCUGCGGAACAUGCCGCUCGCGUCCUGGGUCAGUCUCCACCUCCCUCCCCUCUUAGCUGCCUCUUGUUUAAGGCCAAGUUCAGCUCUUCGGUGGUUUUUGCUGGGAGUGACAGAUUCAACUCUGUUCAGCCAGUUCAGCAAAAUGCUGCACAGCCUUUAGGGGAGAGAGAGCGUGAUGGAUGGACCUUCGAGUCCCCCCCCUUACGCCUCAACAGAGGCCUGCUAAGCAGCUGCCUCUCCUGCCAGCCACUUCAUUACCGACGGGACAAGCAGGCCCAGGCGCACGGCACUGCGUCCCAUAAAUCAUGGCUUCCCGCGCCGUAAGUCCCGGGGCGUGAUGGCUGUGAAAUGCCAGGCCUGACAGAGGCUGGAGAGCGGCCGGCCCUCCGUCAUCUUUAUAGUCUCGGAUGACAGUGGGGAGGGAGGCCCCUCUGCAGGGCGCAGGCCUGGGGAAGGCGGCCUGGAACACCCCCAGCCUCUGGCCAUGGUCGUCUGGCCCAAGAACAGCUUUUCCCUCUGAUUGUGCCCUCCUGCCAGCCCAUACAGGGGUCCCAGUCAGCCCAGAGCUCCGGGAGAGGGUUCGAGGGAGCCCCCCCAGCCUCAUGCCGCCCAGCCCUUCCUGGUUUUGUUCCCCAAACACCCGAGAGGCACUUGUGACAACCUGGCCUCACCGAGGAGGGAGCUGCGAGCUGCGAGCUGCGGUUCACAGAGGAGAAACGCCUCGCCCGGGGUCCCUGGAGGAUUAGUGGAGAUCAGGAAUCACACCCGGUUCCAGAACCUUCCAGCACCCACACUGACUCCCCCUCCCCUUCGCUCACUACCGCUCUCAGCCUGGUCACUCUUCCCCGGGGACAACGUGUUGUCCUCCCCCUGCAGACGGCGCUGCCGGCUUCCUGCCCUGCCACCCCAGCGCCCGGCUCUGAGUAUUGCGCCCAUGUCACUGAUAGGAGUAGGCACCCUGGUCCACGCUAAGCUGCCCACAAACCCACACCAUACGUGCUGUUUCUGUGCCACUGACAGAUGGGGAAACUGAGACUAGGUGCGGAGGUCACCCAGAGUGAGCAGGGAGCCGGGAAGUGACCCCGCAGCUGUCUGACCGUCAAGCCUGGGCUCUCAUCCCUGUUUCCUUACUUCGGAAACAGGCACUGUCCCCGGUCCUCACAGGGGCUAAGCAAGGACAGCUGGAGGAAUGCUUUAUUACCUGAAAACCAGCGGCCGGGUCCAGGCUCACGCACCUUCUGAAGGACCCGGGCGGUGGAGAAAGUGUGGGCGUGGGCGUCCAGCAGCCUGGGUGUCCGUUCCUCCCUCUGCCAUGUGGCCCUGGCCAAUUUGCUUUCCUUCUCUGGGCCUCCAUCUCCCCCUCGCCCACUGAGGAGAAGGUCCCCCAGCCUCCUGGGGGCGACGGCUGACAGGGUGACGUGACCUGUCAGCUGGAAGCGCCCGGCGGCCCAGGCGGAGGCGUGCCCGUGCAGACUCAGUGUGGAGAGGGCCUGGCGGUGGGGUGGGAGUGUCCGGGCUGUGGGCUCCGGCUGGAGCAGGUGUGUCCUUCAGGCCUGGACUGCCCUGUGGUCACCAGGCUCAGUGGCUGUUUAAGCUUAAUUUUGAAUGAAUUGAGAUGAUGUAAACUAAAACGUUUGGGUUCUCGGUCACAUCGGCCACAUUUCAACCGCUCAACAGCCACAUGGGACCAUGGAUACUGGGUGCACAGCCCAGACACAGAAUUCCCAUCAUGCAGAAACUGGGCCGCGCCGCGCCACGGCUGGGGCCCAGCUGCACAGGGUGGGAGCCACCUGUACCCUCACAGCUGAGCCUCUCCUGACGGGCCCAGGGGCCCAGCUCUGGCUAGCUCUGGACAGAGCUGCUGGACACCACAGGGGUGUGGAGGUUGUCCGCGGGGGCAUUUUGGGCAGGACCAGUCUCUGAGGCUAAGGAUGGUCCCUCCUGCUGUGAAAGGUACAGCCUCCUUGGCCCCAACACAAAGCGUCAGCAGCACCCCGCAUUGUGACCGCCAGAAACAACCCCACAGGCUGCCAAAGGUCCAGUGGGGACAGGCUCAGGUCGGAGAUGCUUUGAGUCCCCCAGCUGUCGAAGGCGCUCAC
This is a messenger RNA of Vicugna pacos (alpaca), 3788 nucleotides long. Lineage: Eukaryota; Metazoa; Chordata; Mammalia; Artiodactyla; Camelidae. The record is from RefSeq and is a predicted model, not a curated record.